Hemicordylus capensis (graceful crag lizard) is the source of this 2737-nucleotide messenger RNA. Its product is annotated as cytosolic phospholipase A2 epsilon-like. The transcript is spliced from 22 exons. Gene Ontology annotation, molecular function: calcium-dependent phospholipid binding; calcium ion binding. Gene Ontology annotation, cellular component: cytosol. NCBI's taxonomy places the organism in Eukaryota, Metazoa, Chordata, Lepidosauria, Squamata, Cordylidae. Gene Ontology annotation, biological process: glycerophospholipid catabolic process. The record is from RefSeq and is a predicted model, not a curated record. The coding region runs from base 109 to 2688 and encodes 859 amino acids.
UCAUUUCAUAAAACACCUGCUCAUUUACUUCAGGCAGGAAACACUUGUCAGUUGUGGAUUGUAUCACUCCCACUGCAAGCAGCUGCGUUUCAUGCAGCAGAAACCACUAUGGGAACAAAUUUAAGUUCACCUGAGGGCUUAGCCAACAACCCAGAACAUCUGGCAAGACUGCAAAGAAAUGAAACUCCUUUCAGACUCCUCACAGUACGAGUAAUGAGAGCCAGAAAUAUCCACAAGGCAGAUACCUUGACUGAGUCUGAUUGCUAUGUGACUCUAUGGCUUCCAACUGCUUCAAGUGAAAUAGCCCGGACCAAAACUAUCCCCAACUGUAAAGAUCCAGUGUGGAAUCAUGCCUUCUGCUAUAGGAUUGACAGUCGUGUAAAGAAUAUAAUACAAAUGAAAAUCUGGGAUGAAGAUUACAUUACCAAAGAUGAUGAGCUCUUCUCACUUUGCUUUGAUGUCGCUAAACUGCGUAUUGAACAAACAAGUCGUGUGAGCUUCAAAUUGGAUCCACAAACAAAUGAAGAACUGGAUGUAGAGUUCACACUACAAACCAUUCCACAUCGUCCCGAAAACAUCAUUACAAAUGGAACACUAGUGUCACGAGAAAUUUCAUGUCUGGAGGUUCAAGUGGAUAUUGGGAAGCUGAAGCAAGAAUAUACACAAGGGGAUCUGAUACUUACAAUCAAGGGUUCCUAUGAGGAAACACAGAAGAUUUCGAUGGCUCCUGACAGCAGCCUUAGCAACAGAAAUUCCAUUGAGUUUCACUGUAUCAAGAAUAAUCAAUCAUGUCUAGAGGUCAUACUGCCAAAGAAGACACUAUGGUCAAAGUUGACUUCAUGCACAGAGAGGGCAAGAAGUAAUGCUUCUGUGACUUUGCCGUUGACUGAGCUUCCCAUACAUGAGAAAAUAAGCAUAGGAGAGGACAAAACAUUUGAUUUGCAUGUGAAGGCAAGAGACUGGCAGAGAGGUCUAGAUGUACGCUUGUCAUCUGACUUGUGUGUCGAGGAGCAAAAUUUCCUAAGCAAGAGAAGGAAAUAUGUUGCUGCUGCUGUGAAGAAGGUGCUCCAACUAAAUGCAGAGCUACAGGAUGAUGAGGUAGGCCUCAGUAGUGAAAGGGGAGGUAAUCACAUCAUCCUUCCCCUCCUCCUCCUCUUCGUGGGCUCACUUCUCUUGGCUGUUCCUGUGCCUCAGGUGCCUGUAGUGGCAAUCAUGACAACAGGUGGAGGAACCAGGUCAUUCACGGCAAUGUAUGGAAGCCUCCUGGGUCUGCAGAAACUGAAUCUGUUAGACUGCAUCACAUACAUCACGGGUUUAUCUGGCACCACAUGGACUAUGGCAAAAUUAUAUGAAGAUGCUGACUGGUCACAAAAAUAUCUGGAGGAACCCAUUAAUGAGGCCCGGAAGCAAGUUACCAAAUCCAAGUUUAGCUGCUUUUCCAAGGAUCGUUUGAAAUAUUAUUAUAAUGAACUGGAACAAAGAACCAAAGAAGGAUACAAUACUUCAUUUAUAGACCUGUGGGGGCUUGUCAUUGAGUCCAUGAUACAUGAUAAGAAAGACAAUCAUAUACUUUCAGAUCAGCAAGCGGCUGUGACUGAGGGUCAGAAUCCUUUCCCCAUUUAUCUGGGUAUCAACCUCAAAAGCAACUACAGUGCUCAAGAUUUUAGAGAAUGGCUGGAAUUCACACCUUAUGAGGUAGGAAGCUUUAAAUAUGGAGCAUUCAUUCGUUCAGAGGAUUUUGGUAGUGAGUACUUCAUGGGACGACGGAUGAAGAAGCUCCCAGAAUCUCGGAUCUGCUUCAUGCAAGGGACGUGGAGCAGCAUAUUUUCAUUUGAUUUUAUGUUUUUCUGGAAUAUGGCCAAUAGCUCAGAAGACUUCUGGCAUAACUGGACAAGAGACAGAAUACAAGACAUUGAUGACUCUCUUCUACCUUCACCCCUUGAUAUAAAAACUCACCUGGUUGUGCCCCAAGGCCAGCUUUCCUCUACUCUCCGAGAUGUCUUAACAGGGCGCCCAACAAUGGCAGAGUAUCCCAACUUCCUGAAAGGCUUCCAGCUGCAUGAUGACUACUUGGGGAGUGAGGCAUUUUCUGCAUGGAAAGAUAGUGUGCUGGAUUCUCAACCUAACAGACUCAUGGAAACAGUGGAGACGGCUCUGUCUGUAGUAGAUAGUGGAUUUUUCAUCAAUACCAGCUUUCCACCCCUUCUGAGACCUCAGAGGAAAGUGGACAUUAUACUACAUUUAAAUUACAGUGGAGGAUCACAGACCUGGAAUCUGGACCAAUUUGCAGCAUAUGUCUCUGAGCUGGAAAUCCCCUUUCCCAAAACAGAGCUCAGUGAAGAAGACAGGAAAAACCUGAAGGAGUGCUACGUGUUUGAAGAUCAAGAUGAUGUUGCUGCUCCAAUAGUGCUCUUUUUCCCAUUGACAAAUGAUACCUUCAAAAAAUACAAAGCACCUGGUGUAGAACGCAGUCCCGCAGAUAUGGAAGGAGGCAAUAUAGAUGUCUCUGGUUAUUUUUCUCCAUUUUCCACAAGUCAAAUCGCCUUCUCAGAAGAGAAUUUUGACAGAUUGGUGAAAAUGACUGAUUACAACAUCCUGAACAACAAAGACAAGAUUCUUGAAGCCAUGCGGGCAGUUGUCGAACGGAAGAAACAGCAGAAGUCACAAUCACUAGGCUGCACGUUUUAAGGGACUAAAUGGUAGACUAAUAAAUAAAAGUUUUAAUUGAAAUUUAAAA